Messenger RNA from Leucoraja erinaceus (little skate), 23125 nucleotides. Its product is annotated as mucin-2-like. Gene Ontology annotation, molecular function: protein binding. Gene Ontology annotation, cellular component: extracellular matrix. The record is from RefSeq and is a predicted model, not a curated record. Lineage: Eukaryota; Metazoa; Chordata; Chondrichthyes; Rajiformes; Rajidae.
AUGAAGAUUAAACCCAGCAAGUGCAGAAGCAUCUCCAUUGUCAAAGGUCAAGUCAAGGAUCAAAGAUUUCAUAUUGACGGAAUACCUGUUCCAACUGUUUCAGAAAUGCCAGUGAAGAGUUUGGGCCGAUGGUAUGAUGCAAAGCUCAAGGACACCAAGCAGUUUUUACAACUCAAAAAGGAUGCCAUCACGCAUAUUGCUUGCAUCAACAAGACCUUGCUACCAGGAAAACUCAAGCUGUGGUGCUUCCAGUUUGGCAUACUACCAAGAGUCAUGUGGCCUUUAACUAUGUAUGAAAUCCCCAUCAACAAAGUGGAAAAGGUGGAAAUAAUGAUCAGCACAUCCAGAUUACCGAACCAUCGGGACCAUGUCUGCAGCACCUGGGGGAACAAUCACUUUAAGACCUUCGAUGGAGACGUCUACCAAUUUCCAGGAACAUGUGAAUAUAAUUUUGUGACUGACUGUAACUCACAAAGUAAAGAGUUCUCCAUUCAUAUUAAACGUACCAUUUAUAAGGGACACCCCAAAAUACAUGGCAUCACAGCAAAGAUCAAGGAUAUUGUGAUUUACAUGACACCAAAAUUUAUAGUCAUCAAUGAAGAAAUAGUCUCGCUCCCUUACUUUGGGCCUGGUGUGUAUGUAGAACACAACACUCAGUACACUAAAGUCUACGGAAAAUCUGGGAUAACUCUGAUGUGGAAUAGAGAAGAUGCUCUUAUGGUUGAGCUCGAUUUAAAAUAUCACAAUCAGACCUGUGGGCUCUGUGGAGAUUAUAAUGGGAUUCCUGUUUACAACGAGUUCAUCGCAGAUGGUCUGAAGCGUUCACCCAUUCACUUCGGAAACCUGCAGAAAAUACAUCUGCCAAACGAGAUAUGUCACGAUUUCGACGAGCAUGAGAUGGAAACCCGUGCGCUGUGUGAACAAUACUCUCCAAUAUUUUACCAUGCUGUUUUUCAGAGGGGUGCCUGUGAAAGUCUUCUCUCAAAACGCACGUUUUCAGACUGUACGUCCCGCUUAAACAACGAGCACUACAUACAGGCCUGCAUGCAGGACAUGUGUAGCUGCGACAAAGUUUUGGACUCCUUCUGCCUGUGCAGUACCAUCUCCGAAUAUUCACGGCAAUGCUCUCAUGCUGGAGGCAAGCCAAAAAACUGGAGGACAGAAACAUUCUGCCCAAAGAAGUGCCCUUUAAACAUGAUCUACAAGGAAAGUGGUUCUCCCUGCAUGGACUCUUGUUCUCACCUCGACACAAGCAUCUUGUGUGAGGAACAUUAUAUGGAUGGUUGCUUCUGCCCCCCAGGAAUGGUCCUUGACGAUUACUCUGACUCUGGAUGCAUCAAGGUGAAAGACUGCAAAUGUACACUGAAAGGCAAACACUACGAUCCAGGCACCGUGAUUUCAUCUGAGUGUGAAGAAUGUGCCUGCAAUGGCGGUAAAUGGCUAUGCAAAAACAUGCCUUGUCCUGGUGUGUGCACCCUGGAGGGUGGAGCGCACGUCUCCACUUUUGAUGGCAUGAAAUACACAUUUCAUGGUGACUGCUAUUACAUUCUUUCCAAGGUCUGUGAUCAACAGCUUUAUACUUUACUGGGAGAGAUAGUGCCGUGUGGAACAAUAGCAACUGAAACCUGCCUAAAAACUGUGGUGUUAUCAACAGACCAUAAACACAAUAUCCUUGUUUUUAAAAAUGAUGGGAAUGUUAUCAUGAAUGGUGCAAGGAUGACUUUGCCUCUGGUAACAGCAAACUAUACAGUGUUCAGACCAUCAACAUUCCACAUACUACUGGAAUCUAAACUUGGCCUGCAACUACAGAUCCAGCUGGUUCCUCGGAUGCAAAUCUACAUAACAUUGGACCAAUCCUAUAAGGGGAAGACAUGUGGUUUCUGUGGGAAUUUUAAUGACAUUCUGCACGAUGACUUCAAGGCAAGUAACGGAUUGAUUGAGGGCACGGCUUCACCAUUUGCCAACUCUUGGAAGGCCCAGCACAGCUGCCCCUCUGUAUCAUCUCAUCUGGAAGAUCCCUGUGCCAUUAGCAUUGAAAACCAAAAUUAUGCUGAAUAUUGGUGCGCCCUUCUGAAAAAGCCUGGAGGAGAAUUUUCUCCUUGCCAUGCUACCAUCAAUCCAAAUGAGUACUUCAAGAAAUGUAAAUAUGACAGCUGCAACUGUGAUAAAAACGAGGACUGUAUGUGUGCUGCCAUAUAUUCCUAUGUGCGAGCAUGUGCAACCAAAGGAGUCAUGUUAACCAACUGGCGAACAAAUGCGUGCGGCUCCUACACAAAAAGCUGCCCAGAGACACAGACGUACGGUUAUGACAUGAAGAGCUGCAGGCGUACUUGUCAUUCACUAAGUGAGAAAGACGUCACUUGUGGAAUCCAACAUGUGCCGGUGGAUGGAUGCGGAUGCAAGGAAGGAACAUAUAUGAAUGAGAAAGACAAAUGUGUGCCCUCUAUCCAAUGCCCAUGCCUGUAUCAGGGCUCCCUCCUAAACCCUGGAGAACUUUUCAGAUUAGGAGAUACACAUUGUGUAUGUAAAAAUGGAAAAGUUCAGUGCACUAGAUUACUGGCAAGAUCGAUGGUGUGUCCACAGAAUAUGGUCUACAUCAACUGUGAUACAACUGAGCCAGCCACAACAGGGGUAGAAUGUCACAGGACCUGUGGGAGCCUGGUUCGUGACUGCGUAAGUCGUUUUCAGAAUGAAGUUUCACAAUUAGUACAAUCACAGAUUAAACACAUGCCCUGUAGAUAUGUAUAUAUGGGUAAUAUCCCAAACGUUGGAAUUAUAGAACUAAAGAAUGAUGUAAGCCUUUACAGUGUAAAGUGUGUGUCAGGUUGCGUUUGCCCUGAGGGGCUCCUGGACGAUGGAAGUGGAGCCUGCGUGACAGAGGAGAAGUGCCCUUGUAUGCACAAUAGUAAGGAAUACCAUCCAGGAAGCAGACUUGCAGUCGACUGUAACACUUGCACCUGUAUGAAAGGCAACUGGACCUGUUCUAAAAAUAAUUGCCCUGGAACUUGUACAAUAUAUGGUAGUGGUCACUACAUCACAUUUGAUGGCAAUCGUUAUAUCUUUGAGGGAGAUUGUGAAUAUAUUGCUGCCCAGGACUACUGCGGAGAUAAUCAAAGCAAUGGAACCUUCAGCGUAAUCACAGAAAAUAUUCCCUGUGGAACCACUGGGACAACUUGCUCAAAAACAAUCAAGCUUUUUUUCCAGAAUUUUGAACUGAAGUUAGCAGAAGGGAAGCACGAAUUGAUUCAUCGAAAUGACAACAAAAAAAUCCCUUUCACUAUCCAAACUCUGGGACUUUACCUUACAGUUGAAACUACUACCGGAUUACUUCUAAUAUGGGACAAAAAAACUCGUAUUUCUAUUAAGCUGAACCCUUCUUACAAGCAUAAUACCUGUGGCUUAUGUGGUAACUUUGAUGGAAAUGCCAUCAAUGACUUGAUGACAAGAGGCCGGUCCGUCGCUACAGAAGUGACUGAGUUUGGCAAUUCCUGGAAGCUGGGGACCACUUGUCCCGGUGCUGUGACCGAUCGUGAUCCUUGCAUUAUGAAUCCACAUCGUAAAGCCUGGGCAGAGAAGCAGUGCAAUAUAAUCAAGAGCGAAGCCUUCCAAAAUUGUUCCAAAACGGUUGACUCGACUCCAUAUUUCGAAGCUUGUGUCCAUGAUUCCUGCUCGUGUGACAGUGGUGGAGACUGCGAGUGUUUUUGCACAGCUGUAGCUGCCUAUGGGAGUGCAUGUCGUGAAUCUGGGAUAUGUGUUAACUGGAGGACCCCUGACAUCUGUCGUAAGUUUCACACAGUACUAACUCCAGAUGUUAUAAUCAUGAAUGGGAAUUGUAAUAAAAUUAUCAUUAAUUUCAUGUGCAGUGAAUAUCUACGUUCUGUUCUUUCAGCCAUGUACUGCAGUUACUACAACCCUAAUCAUGAACUGUGUAAAUGGCAUUAUCAUCCUUGUGGAGUCCACUGCUUUAAAACUUGCCUCAACCCUCAAGGUCUCUGCAAUGCCACGUUUCAGCUUGAAGGUUGCUACCCUAAAUGUCCGGAGGAAACACCUAUUUAUGACGAACAUACCAAGCAAUGCGUUGCUGAAUGUGGCUGUUAUGAUAAUGGAAAGCAUUAUGAAAUUAAUGAAACAAUAGCAACCACCAAUAACUGUGAAACAUGGUAUUGUUUGAUUUUUAUAAACUAUGGGAUUAUACUGUACAAUAAAGUAAAAAUAAAAUUGAAUUCAUAUAGGAUUAGUAUGAAUGUAUCUUUUCAUAACUCCACAGCAACUUGUGUGAUCGUGGAACAAUGCGAAUGGAGCAAAUGGAUAAGUGUAAGCAAACCGACACAUGGUUACGACGGAGGGGAUAUUGAAACAUAUGAUAAAAUCAAUGAGAAAGGAGACAUGCCCUGCAAUGCUCCAGGCAGGAUUGAGUGCAGAGCAACACAUGCACCAGAAGUGGAUCUCGAAGACAUCGAACAGACAGUGCAGUGUAAUGUUUCCUUUGGGCUGACAUGCAGAAACAAGGAUCAACAUCAAGUGGAACGGUGCUAUGACUAUGAAAUACAGGUACAGUGCUGUGACUUCAUUUGCCAACCUCCAACAACAACACCAGAGCCAACCACAACCUCAAGUCCCACAACACCAACUCAGUUACACACAACCCCCACAACUCCUGAAACAGGGACAACAUCCACAACCCCUCAUACCACUGAAAUCACAACCAGUACAACUCGUGCCACUACACCUGCAACAGAGCAGAUUUUCUCUACAUCUCCAGUCUCAGGUACACCAGUAAGUACUACAACAGAAUUGACCACAACUUGUACAACUGAACUACCAGAAACUACUGAAUUACCUACAACCACCAAGUCCACAACAACUACCCAAACCCCAUUGGUACCCACAAGCACAACUCCGGAAACAGGAAAAACGUCCACAAGCACAAGCUCAACAUCAUCGGAAACCACAACACUGCCCACUCACACCCCAACAACCGUAACAAAAACAUCACAUUCAACCACUUUUACAACCACAACCGCAAGUCCCACGACACCAACUGAGUUACACACGGGCUCCACAACUCCUGAAACAGGAACAAUGUCCACAACCCCUCAUACAAUUGAAACCACAACCAGAACAACUGGUUCCACUUCACCUACAACAGAGCACACAACCACAACACCUACAGUGUCAGGAACACCACAAAGUUCCACACCUGAACUGACCACAACUUCCACAACUGCAAAAACUGUAUCUACCGAAACACCAUUUACCACCAAGUCAAUAGCAACUACUGAAACUACACAGGUGAUCACAACCAAAACACCUCAAACACAAACAAGAUCCACCACGACCACAUCAACACCAACUGAAACCACGACAAUACACACUCACAGCUCAUCAACUGGCACAAGCUCAGAAACAAAAACACCAUAUUCUACCAUUGCUACAAGCACCACAGGAAGUCCCACAACACCAACACAGGUGCACACAACCCCCACAUCUCAAAGCAGAGAGACAACAUCAACAACCCCUCAUACCACUGAAAUCACAACCAGUACAACUCGUGCCACUACACCUGCAACAGAGCAGAUUUUCUCUACAUCUCCAGUCUCAGGUACACCAGUAAGUACUACACCAGAAUUGACCACAACUUGUACAACUGAACUAACAGAAACUCCUGAAUUACCUACAACCACCAAGUCCACAACAACUACCCAAACCCCAUUGGUACCCACAAGCACAACUCCGGAAACAGGAAAAACGUCCACAACCACAAGCUCAACAUCAUCGGAAACCACAACACUGCCCACUCACACCCCAACAACCGUAACAAAAACACCACAUUCAACCACUUUUACAACCACAACCGCAAGUCCCACGACACCAACUCAGUUACACACGGGCUCCACAACUCCUGAAACAGGAACAAUGUCCACAACCCCUCAUACAAUUGAAACCACAACCAGAACAACUGGUUCCACUUCACCUACAACAGAGCACACAACCACAACACCUACAGUGUCAGGAACACCACAAAGUUCCACACCUGAACUGACCACAACUUCCACAACUGCAAAAACUGUAUCUACCGAAACACCAUUUACCACCAAGUCAAUAGCAACUACUGAAACUACACAGGUGAUCACAACCAAAACACCUCAAACACAAACAAGAUCCACCACGACCACAUCAACACCAACUGAAACCACGACAAUACACACUCACAGCUCAUCAACUGGCACAAGCUCAGAAACAAAAACACCAUAUUCUACCAUUGCUACAAGCACCACGGGAAGUCCCACAACACCAACACAGGUGCACACAACCCCCACAUCUCAAAGCAGAGAGACAACAUCAACAACCCCUCAUAUCACUGAAAUCACAACCAGUACAACUCGUGCCACUACACCUGCAACAGAGCAGAUUUUCUCUACAUCUCCAGUCUCAGGUACACCAGUAAGUACUACACCAGAAUUGACCACAACUUGUACAACUGAACUACCAGAAACUCCUGAAUUAACUACAACCACCAAGUCCACAACAACUACCCAAACCCCAUUGGUACCCACAAGCACAACUCCGGAAACAGGAAAAACGUCCACAACCACAAGCUCAACAUCAUUGGAAACCACAACACUGCCCACUCACACCCCAACAACCGUAACAAAAACACCACAUUCAACCACUUUUACAACCACAACCGAAAGUCCCACGACACCAACUCAGUUACACACGGGCUCCACAACUCCUGAAACAGGAACAAUGUCCACAACCCCUCAUACAAUUGAAACCACAACCAGAACAACUGGUUCCACUUCACCUACAACAGAGCACACAACCACAACACCUACAGUGUCAGGAACACCACAAGGUUCCACACCUGAACUGACCACAACUUCCACAACUGCAAAAACUGUAUCUACCGAAACACCAUUUACCACCAAGUCAAUAGCAACUACUGAAACUACACAGGUGAUCACAACCAAAACACCUCAAACACAAACAAGAUCCACCACGACCACAUCAACACCAACUGAAACCACGACAAUACACACUCACAGCUCAUCAACUAGCACAAGCUCAGAAACAAAAACACCAUAUUCUACCAUUGCUACAAGCACCACAGGAAGUCCCACAACACCAACACAGGUGCACACAACCCCCACAUCUCAAAGCAGAGAGACAACAUCAACAACCCCUCAUACCACUGAAAUCACAACCAGUACAACUCGUGCCACUACACCUGCAACAGAGCAGAUUUUCUCUACAUCUCCAGUCUCAGGUACACCAGUAAGUACUACACCAGAAUUGACCACAACUUGUACAACUGAACUAACAGAAACUCCUGAAUUACCUACAACCACCAAGUCCACAACAACUACCCAAACCCCAUUGGUACCCACAAGCACAACUCCGGAAACAGGAAAAACGUCCACAACCACAAGCUCAACAUCAUCGGAAACCACAACACUGCCCACUCACACCCCAACAACCGUAACAAAAACACCACAUUCAACCACUUUUACAACCACAACCGAAAGUCCCACGACACCAACUCAGUUACACACGGGCUCCACAACUCCUGAAACAGGAACAAUGUCCACAACCCCUCAUACAAUUGAAACCACAACCAGAACAACUGGUUCCACUUCACCUACAACAGAGCACACAACCACAACACCUACAGUGUCAGGAACACCACAAAGUUCCACACCUGAACUGACCACAACUUCCACAACUGCAAAAACUGUAUCUACCGAAACACCAUUUACCACCAAGUCAAUAGCAACUACUGAAACUACACAGGUGAUCACAACCAAAACACCUCAAACACAAACAAGAUCCACCACGACCACAUCAACACCAACUGAAACCACGACAAUACACACUCACAGCUCAUCAACUGGCACAAGCUCAGAAACAAAAACACCAUAUUCUACCAUUGCUACAAGCACCACAGGAAGUCCCACAACACCAACACAGGUGCACACAACCCCCACAUCUCAAAGCAGAGAGACAACAUCAACAACCCCUCAUACCACUGAAAUCACAACCAGUACAACUCGUGCCACUACACCUGCAACAGAGCAGAUUUUCUCUACAUCUCCAGUCUCAGGUACACCAGUAAGUGCUACAACAGAAUUGACCACAACUUGUACAACUGAACUACCAGAAACUCCUGAAUUAACUACAACCACCAAGUCCACAACAACUACCCAAACCCCAUUGGUACCCACAAGCACAACUCCGGAAACAGGAAAAACGUCCACAACCACAAGCUCAACAUCAUCGGAAACCACAACACUGCCCACUCACACCCCAACAACCGUAACAAAAACACCACAUUCAACCACUUUUACAACCACAACCGCAAGUCCCACGACACCAACUGAGUUACACACGGGCUCCACAACUCCUGAAACAGGAACAAUGUCCACAACCCCUCAUACAAUUGAAACCACAACCAGAAUAACUGGUUCCACUUCACCUACAACAGAGCACACAACCACAACACCUACAGUGUCAGGAACACCACAAAGUUCCACACCUAAACUGACCACAACUUCCACAACUGCAAAAACUGUAUCUACCGAAACACCAUUUACCACCAAGUCAAUAGCAACUACUGAAACUACACAGGUGAUCACAACCAAAACACCUCAAACACAAACAAGAUCCACCACGACCACAUCAACACCAACUGAAACCACGACAAUACACACUCACAGCUCAUCAACUGGCACAAGCUCAGAAACAAAAACACCAUAUUCUACCAUUGCUACAAGCACCACAGGAAGUCCCACAACACCAACACAGGUGCACACAACCCCCACAUCUCAAAGCAGAGAGACAACAUCAACAACCCCUCAUACCACUGAAAUCACAACCAGUACAACUCGUGCCACUACACCUGCAACAGAGCAGAUUUUCUCUACAUCUCCAGUCUCAGGUACACCAGUAAGUGCUACAACAGAAUUGACCACAACUUGUACAACUGAACUAACAGAAACUACUGAAUUACCUACAACCACCAAGUCCACAACAACUACCCAAACCCCAUUGGUACCCGCAAGCACAACUCCGGAAAUAGGAAAAACGUCCACAACCACAAGCUCAACAUCAUCGGAAACCACAACACUGCCCACUCACAUCCCAACAACCGUAACAAAAACACCACAUUCACCCUCGUUUGCAACCACAACCGCAAGUCCCACGACACCAACUCAGUUACACACGGGCUCCACAACUCCUGAAACAGGAACAAUGUCCACAACCCCUCAUACAAUUGAAACCACAACCAGAACAACUGGUUCCACUUCACCUACAACAGAGCACACAACCACAACACCUACAGUGUCAGGAACACCACAAAGUUCCACACCUGAACUGACCACAACUUCCACAACUGCAAAAACUGUAUCUACCGAAAAACCAUUUACCACCAAGUCAAUAGCAACUACUGAAACUACACAGGUGAUCACAACCAAAACACCUCAAACACAAACAAGAUCCACCACGACCACAUCAACACCAACUGAAACCACGACAAUACACACGCACAGCUCAUCAACUGGCACAAGCUCAGAAACAAAAACACCAUAUUCUACCAUUGCUACAAGCACCACAGGAAGUCCCACAACACCAACACAGGUGCACACAACCCCCACAUCUCAAAGCAGAGAGACAACAUCAACAACCCCUCAUACCACUGAAAUCACAACCAGUACAACUCGUGCCACUACACCUGCAACAGAGCAGAUUUUCUCUACAUCUCCAGUCUCAGGUACACCAGUAAGUACUACACCAGAAUUGACCACAACUUGUACAACUGAACUAACAGAAACUCCUGAAUUACCUACAACCACCAAGUCCACAACAACUACCCAAACCCCAUUGGUACCCACAAGCACAACUCCGGAAACAGGAAAAACGUCCACAACCACAAGCUCAACAUCAUUGGAAACCACAACACUGCCCACUCACACCCCAACAACCGUAACAAAAACACCACAUUCAACCACUUUUACAACCACAACCGCAAGUCCCACGACACCAACUGAGUUACACACGGGCUCCACAACUCCUGAAACAGGAACAAUGUCCACAACCCCUCAUACAAUUGAAACCACAACCAGAACAACUGGUUCCACUUCACCUACAACAGAGCACACAACCACAACACCUACAGUGUCAGGAACACCACAAAGUUCCACACCUGAACUGACCACAACUUCCACAACUGCAAAAACUGUAUCUACCGAAACACCAUUUACCACCAAGUCAAUAGCAACUACUGAAACUACACAGGUGAUCACAACCAAAACACCUCAAACACAAACAAGAUCCACCACGACCACAUCAACACCAACUGAAACCACGACAAUACACACUCACAGCUCAUCAACUGGCACAAGCUCAGAAACAAAAACACCAUAUUCUACCAUUGCUACAAGCACCACAGGAAGUCCCACAACACCAACACAGGUGCACACAACCCCCACAUCUCAAAGCAGAGAGACAACAUCAACAACCCCUCAUACCACUGAAAUCACAACCAGUACAACUCGUGCCACUACACCUGCAACAGAGCAGAUUUUCUCUACAUCUCCAGUCUCAGGUACACCAGUAAGUGCUACAACAGAAUUGACCACAACUUGUACAACUGAACUAACAGAAACUCCUGAAUUAUCUACAACCACCAAGUCCACAACAACUACCCAAACCCCAUUGGUACCCACAAGCACAACUCCGGAAAUAGGAAAAACGUCCACAACCACAAGCUCAACAUCAUCGGAAACCACAACACUGCCCACUCACACCCCAACAACCGUAACAAAAACACCACAUUCAACCACUUUUGCAACCACAACCGCAAGUCCCACGACACCAACUCAGUUACACACGGGCUCCACAACUCCUGAAACAGGAACAAUGUCCACAACCCCUCAUACAAUUGAAACCACAACCAGAACAACUGGUUCCACUUCACCUACAACAGAGCACACAACCACAACACCUACAGUGUCAGGAACACCACAAAGUUCCACACCUGAACUGACCACAACUUCCACAACUGCAAAAACUGUAUCUACCGAAAAACCAUUUACCACCAAGUCAAUAGCAACUACUGAAACUACACAGGUGAUCACAACCAAAACACCUCAAACACAAACAAGAUCCACCACGACCACAUCAACACCAACUGAAACCACGACAAUACACACGCACAGCUCAUCAACUGGCACAAGCCCAGAAACAAAAACACCAUAUUCUACCAUUGCUACAAGCACCACAGGAAGUCCCACAACACCAACACAGGUGCACACAACCCCCACAUCUCAAAGCAGAGAGACAACAUCAACAACCCCUCAUACCACUGAAAUCACAACCAGUACAACUCGUGCCACUACACCUGCAACAGAGCAGAUUUUCUCUACAUCUCCAGUCUCAGGUACACCAGUAAGUACUACACCAGAAUUGACCACAACUUGUACAACUGAACUACCAGAAACUCCUGAAUUAACUACAACCACCAAGUCCACAACAACUACCCAAACCCCAUUGGUACCCACAAGCACAACUCCGGAAACAGGAAAAACGUCCACAACCACAAGCUCAACAUCAUUGGAAACCACAACACUGCCCACUCACACCCCAACAACCGUAACAAAAACACCACAUUCAACCACUUUUACAACCACAACCGAAAGUCCCACGACACCAACUCAGUUACACACGGGCUCCACAACUCCUGAAACAGGAACAAUGUCCACAACCCCUCAUACAAUUGAAACCACAACCAGAACAACUGGUUCCACUUCACCUACAACAGAGCACACAACCACAACACCUACAGUGUCAGGAACACCACAAGGUUCCACACCUGAACUGACCACAACUUCCACAACUGCAAAAACUGUAUCUACCGAAACACCAUUUACCACCAAGUCAAUAGCAACUACUGAAACUACACAGGUGAUCACAACCAAAACACCUCAAACACAAACAAGAUCCACCACGACCACAUCAACACCAACUGAAACCACGACAAUACACACGCACAGCUCAUCAACUGGCACAAGCUCAGAAACAAAAACACCAUAUUCUACCAUUGCUACAAGCACCACAGGAAGUCCCACAACACCAACACAGGUGCACACAACCCCCACAUCUCAAAGCAGAGAGACAACAUCAACAACCUCUCAUACCACUGAAAUCACAACCAGUACAACUCGUGCCACUACACCUGCAACAGAGCAGAUUUUCUCUACAUCUCCAGUCUCAGGUACACCAGUAAGUACUACACCAGAAUUGACCACAACUUGUACAACUGAACUAACAGAAACUCCUGAAUUACCUACAACCACCAAGUCCACAACAACUACCCAAACCCCAUUGGUACCCACAAGCACAACUCCGGAAACAGGAAAAACGUCCACAACCACAAGCUCAACAUCAUUGGAAACCACAAAACUGCCCACUCACACCCCAACAACCGUAACAAAAACACCACAUUCAACCACUUUUACAACCACAACCGCAAGUCCCACGACACCAACUGAGUUACACACGGGCUCCACAACUCCUGAAACAGGAACAAUGUCCACAACCCCUCAUACAAUUGAAACCACAACCAGAACAACUGGUUCCACUUCACCUACAACAGAGCACACAACCACAACACCUACAGUGUCAGGAACACCACAAAGUUCCACACCUGAACUGACCACAACUUCCACAACUGCAAAAACUGUAUCUACCGAAACACCAUUUACCACCAAGUCAAUAGCAACUACUGAAACUACACAGGUGAUCACAACCAAAACACCUCAAACACAAACAAGAUCCACCACGACCACAUCAACACCAACUGAAACCACGACAAUACACACUCACAGCUCAUCAACUGGCACAAGCUCAGAAACAAAAACACCAUAUUCUACCAUUGCUACAAGCACCACAGGAAGUCCCACAACACCAACACAGGUGCACACAACCCCCACAUCUCAAAGCAGAGAGACAACAUCAACAACCCCUCAUACCACUGAAAUCACAACCAGUACAACUCGUGCCACUACACCUGCAACAGAGCAGAUUUUCUCUACAUCUCCAGUCUCAGGUACACCAGUAAGUACUACACCAGAAUUGACCACAACUUGUACAACUGAACUACCAGAAACUCCUGAAUUAACUACAACCACCAAGUCCACAACAACUACCCAAACCCCAUUGGUACCCACAAGCACAACUCCGGAAACAGGAAAAACGUCCACAACCACAAGCUCAACAUCAUUGGAAACCACAACACUGCCCACUCACACCCCAACAACCGUAACAAAAACACCACAUUCAACCACUUUUACAACCACAACCGAAAGUCCCACGACACCAACUCAGUUACACACGGGCUCCACAACUCCUGAAACAGGAACAAUGUCCACAACCCCUCAUACAAUUGAAACCACAACCAGAACAACUGGUUCCACUUCACCUACAACAGAGCACACAACCACAACACCUACAGUGUCAGGAACACCACAAAGUUCCACACCUGAACUGACCACAACUUCCACAACUGCAAAAACUGUAUCUACCGAAACACCAUUUACCACCAAGUCAAUAGCAACUACUGAAACUACACAGGUGAUCACAACCAAAACACCUCAAACACAAACAAGAUCCACCACGACCACAUCAACACCAACUGAAACCACGACAAUACACACUCACAGCUCAUCAACUGGCACAAGCUCAGAAACAAAAACACCAUAUUCUACCAUUGCUACAAGCACCACAGGAAGUCCCACAACACCAACACAGGUGCACACAACCCCCACAUCUCAAAGCAGAGAGACAACAUCAACAACCCCUCAUACCACUGAAAUCACAACCAGUACAACUCGUGCCACUACACCUGCAACAGAGCAGAUUUUCUCUACAUCUCCAGUCUCAGGUACACCAGUAAGUGCUACAACAGAAUUGACCACAACUUGUACAACUGAACUAACAGAAACUACUGAAUUACCUACAACCACCAAGUCCACAACAACUACCCAAACCCCAUUGGUACCCACAAGCACAACUCCGGAAAUAGGAAAAACGUCCACAACCACAAGCUCAACAUCAUCGGAAACCACAACACUGCCCACUCACACCCCAACAACCGUAACAAAAACACCACAUUCAACCACUUUUGCAACCACAACCGCAAGUCCCACGACACCAACUCAGUUACACACGGGCUCCACAACUCCUGAAACAGGAACAAUGUCCACAACCCCUCAUACAAUUGAAACCACAACCAGAACAACUGGUUCCACUUCACCUACAACAGAGCACACAACCACAACACCUACAGUGUCAGGAACACCACAAAGUUCCACACCUGAACUGACCACAACUUCCACAACUGCAAAAACUGUAUCUACCGAAAAACCAUUUACCACCAAGUCAAUAGCAACUACUGAAACUACACAGGUGAUCACAACCAAAACACCUCAAACACAAACAAGAUCCACCACGACCACAUCAACACCAACUGAAACCACGACAAUACACACGCACAGCUCAUCAACUGGCACAAGCUCAGAAACAAAAACACCAUAUUCUACCAUUGCUACAAGCACCACAGGAAGUCCCACAACACCAACACAGGUGCACACAACCCCCACAUCUCAAAGCAGAGAGACAACAUCAACAACCCCUCAUACCACUGAAAUCACAACCAGUACAACUCGUGCCACUACACCUGCAACAGAGCAGAUUUUCUCUACAUCUCCAGUCUCAGGUACACCAGUAAGUACUACACCAGAAUUGACCACAACUUGUACAACUGAACUACCAGAAACUCCUGAAUUAACUACAACCACCAAGUCCACAACAACUACCCAAACCCCAUUGGUACCCACAAGCACAACUCCGGAAACAGGAAAAACGUCCACAACCACAAGCUCAACAUCAUUGGAAACCACAACACUGCCCACUCACACCCCAACAACCGUAACAAAAACACCACAUUCAACCACUUUUACAACCACAACCGAAAGUCCCACGACACCAACUCAGUUACACACGGGCUCCACAACUCCUGAAACAGGAACAAUGUCCACAACCCCUCAUACAAUUGAAACCACAACCAGAACAACUGGUUCCACUUCACCUCCAACAGAGCACACAACCACAACACCUACAGUGUCAGGAACACCACAAGGUUCCACACCUGAACUGACCACAACUUCCACAACUGCAAAAACUGUAUCUACCGAAACACCAUUUACCACCAAGUCAAUAGCAACUACUGAAACUACACAGGUGAUCACAACCAAAACACCUCAAACACAAACAAGAUCCACCACGACCACAUCAACACCAACUGAAACCACGACAAUACACACGCACAGCUCAUCAACUGGCACAAGCUCAGAAACAAAAACACCAUAUUCUACCAUUGCUACAAGCACCACAGGAAGUCCCACAACACCAACACAGGUGCACACAACCCCCACAUCUCAAAGCAGAGAGACAACAUCAACAACCUCUCAUACCACUGAAAUCACAACCAGUACAACUCGUGCCACUACACCUGCAACAGAGCAGAUUUUCUCUACAUCUCCAGUCUCAGGUACACCAGUAAGUACUACACCAGAAUUGACCACAACUUGUACAACUGAACUAACAGAAACUCCUGAAUUACCUACAACCACCAAGUCCACAACAACUACCCAAACCCCAUUGGUACCCACAAGCACAACUCCGGAAACAGGAAAAACGUCCACAACCACAAGCUCAACAUCAUUGGAAACCACAAAACUGCCCACUCACACCCCAACAACCGUAACAAAAACACCACAUUCAACCACUUUUACAACCACAACCGCAAGUCCCACGACACCAACUGAGUUACACACGGGCUCCACAACUCCUGAAACAGGAACAAUGUCCACAACCCCUCAUACAAUUGAAACCACAACCAGAACAACUGGUUCCACUUCACCUACAACAGAGCACACAACCACAACACCUACAGUGUCAGGAACACCACAAGGUUCCACACCUGAACUGACCACAACUUCCACAACUGCAAAAACUGUAUCUACCGAAACACCAUUUACCACCAAGUCAAUAGCAACUACUGAAACUCCACAGGUGAUCACAACCAAAACACCUCAAACACAAACAAGAUCCACCACGACCACAUCAACACCAACUGAAACCACGACAAUACACACUCACAGCUCAUCAACUAGCACAAGCUCAGAAACAAAAACACCAUAUUCUACCAUUGCUACAAGCACCACAGGAAGUCCCACAACACCAACACAGGUGCACACAACCCCCACAUCUCAAAGCAGAGAGACAACAUCAACAACCCCUCAUACCACUGAAAUCACAACCAGUACAACUCGUGCCACUACACCUGCAACAGAGCAGAUUUUCUCUACAUCUCCAGUCUCAGGUACACCAGUAAGUACUACACCAGAAUUGACCACAACUUGUACAACUGAACUAACAGAAACUCCUGAAUUACCUACAACCACCAAGUCCACAACAACUACCCAAACCCCAUUGGUACCCACAAGCACAACUCCGGAAACAGGAAAAACGUCCACAACCACAAGCUCAACAUCAUCGGAAACCACAACACUGCCCACUCACACCCCAACAACCGUAACAAAAACACCACAUUCAACCACUUUUACAACCACAACCGAAAGUCCCACGACACCAACUCAGUUACACACGGGCUCCACAACUCCUGAAACAGGAACAAUGUCCACAACCCCUCAUACAAUUGAAACCACAACCAGAACAACUGGUUCCACUUCACCUACAACAGAGCACACAACCACAACACCUACAGUGUCAGGAACACCACAAAGUUCCACACCUGAACUGACCACAACUUCCACAACUGCAAAAACUGUAUCUACCGAAACACCAUUUACCACCAAGUCAAUAGCAACUACUGAAACUACACAGGUGAUCACAACCAAAACACCUCAAACACAAACAAGAUCCACCAUGACCACAUCAACACCAACUGAAACCACUACAAUACACACUCACAGCUCAUCAACUGGCACAAGCUCAGAAACACAAACACUAUAUUCUACCAUUGCUACAAGCACCACAGGAAGUCCCACAACACCAACACAGGUGCACACAACCCCCACAUCUCAAAGCAGAGAGACAACAUCAACAACCCCUCAUACCACUGAAAUCACAACCAGUACAACUCGUGCCACUACACCUGCAACAGAGCAGAUUUUCUCUACAUCUCCAGUCUCAGGUACACCAGUAAGUGCUACAACAGAAUUGACCACAACUUGUACAACUGAACUACCAGAAACUCCUGAAUUAACUACAACCACCAAGUCCACAACAACUACCCAAACCCCAUUGGUACCCACAAGCACAACUCCGGAAACAGGAAAAACGUCCACAACCACAAGCUCAACAUCAUCGGAAACCACAACACUGCCCACUCACACCCCAACAACCGUAACAAAAACACCACAUUCAACCACUUUUACAACCACAACCGCAAGUCCCACGACACCAACUGAGUUACACACGGGCUCCACAACUCCUGAAACAGGAACAAUGUCCACAACCCCUCAUACAAUUGAAACCACAACCAGAACAACUGGUUCCACUUCACCUACAACAGAGCACACAACCACAACACCUACAGUGUCAGGAACACCACAAAGUUCCACACCUGAACUGACCACAACUUCCACAACUGCAAAAACUGUAUCUACCGAAACACCAUUUACCACCAAGUCAAUAGCAACUACUGAAACUACACAGGUGAUCACAACCAAAACACCUCAAACACAAACAAGAUCCACCACGACCACAUCAACACCAACUGAAACCACGACAAUACACACUCACAGCUCAUCAACUGGCACAAGCUCAGAAACAAAAACACCAUAUUCUACCAUUGCUACAAGCACCACAGGAAGUCCCACAACACCAACACAGGUGCACACAACCCCCACAUCUCAAAGCAGAGAGACAACAUCAACAACCCCUCAUACCACUGAAAUCACAACCAGUACAACUCGUGCCACUACACCUGCAACAGAGCAGAUUUUCUCUACAUCUCCAGUCUCAGGUACACCAGUAAGUACUACACCAGAAUUGACCACAACUUGUACAACUGAACUAACAGAAACUCCUGAAUUAUCUACAACCACCAAGUCCACAACAACUACCCAAACCCCAUUGGUACCCACAAGCACAACUCCGGAAACAGGAAAAACGUCCACAACCACAAGCUCAACAUCAUCGGAAACCACAACACUGCCCACUCACACCCCAACAACCGUAACAAAAACACCACAUUCAACCACUUUUGCAACCACAACCGCAAGUCCCACGACACCAACUGAGUUACACACGGGCUCCACAACUCCUGAAACAGGAACAAUGUCCACAACCCCUCAUACAAUUGAAACCACAACCAGAACAACUGGUUCCACUUCACCUACAACAGAGCACACAACCACAACACCUACAGUGUCAGGAACACCACAAAGUUCCACACCUGAACUGACCACAACUUCCACAACUGCAAAAACUGUAUCUACCGAAACACCAUUUACCACCAAGUCAAUAGCAACUACUGAAACUACACAGGUGAUCACAACCAAAACACCUCAAACACAAACAAGAUCCACCACGACCACAUCAACACCAACUGAAACCACGACAAUACACACUCACAGCUCAUCAACUGGCACAAGCUCAGAAACAAAAACACCAUAUUCUACCAUUGCUACAAGCACCACAGGAAGUCCCACAACACCAACACAGGUGCACACAACCCUCACAUCUCAAAGCAGAGAGACAACAUCAACAACCCCUCAUACCACUGAAAUCACAACCAGUACAACUCGUGCCACUACACCUGCAACAGAGCAGAUUUUCUCUACAUCUCCAGUCUCAGGUACACCAGUAAGUACUACACCAGAAUUGACCACAACUUGUACAACUGAACUAACAGAAACUCCUGAAUUAUCUACAACCACCAAGUCCACAACAACUACCCAAACCCCAUUGGUACCCACAAGCACAACUCCGGAAACAGGAAAAACGUCCACAACCACAAGCUCAACAUCAUCGGAAACCACAACACUGCCCACUCACACCCCAACAACCGUAACAAAAACACCACAUUCAACCACUUUUGCAACCACAACCGCAAGUCCCACGACACCAACUCAGUUACACACGGGCUCCACAACUCCUGAAACAGGAACAAUGUCCACAACCCCUCAUACAAUUGAAACCACAACCAGAACAACUGGUUCCACUUCACCUACAACAGAGCACACAACCACAACACCUACAGUGUCAGGAACACCACAAAGUUCCACACCUGAACUGACCACAACUUCCACAACAGCAAAAACUGUAUCUACCGAAACACCAUUUACCACCAAGUCAAUAGCAACUACUGAAACUACACAGGUGAUCACAACCAAAACACCUCAAACACAAACAAGAUCCACCACGACCACAUCAACACCAACUGAAACCACGACAAUACACACUCACAGCUCAUCAACUGGCACAAGCUCAGAAACAAAAACACCAUAUUCUACCAUUGCUACAAGCACCACAGGAAGUCCCACAACACCAACACAGGUGCACACAACCCCCACAUCUCAAAGCAGAGAGACAACAUCAACAACCCCUCAUACCACUGAAAUCACAACCAGUACAACUCGUGCCACUACACCUGCAACAGAGCAGAUUUUCUCUACAUCUCCAGUCUCAGGUACACCAGUAAGUACUACACCAGAAUUGACCACAACUUGUACAACUGAACUAACAGAAACUCCUGAAUUACCUACAACCACCAAGUCCACAACAACUACCCACACCCCAUUGGUACCCACAAGCACAACUCCGGAAACAGGAAAAACGUCUACAACCCCUCAUACAAUUGAAACAGAAUCAGCUCCAACCUCCAGCAGAGUCACUGUAAACCAGUCUUCGUCUUCAACCACCGCAUGGACUACCACUACUGCCGUCACUGUUCGACUCACCACUGGUAGAUCAUCAACUUCUUUGUCUGCAUCUACGACCGGGAUGCCCUCAACAUUUUCUUCCCGACCUACUGGUUCCAUUGAACAUUCUACCCUUUCUCCAACCACAAGUUCUUCGCCACCCACCACAGAAUGUGUCUGCAUUGUGAAUGGAACUGUGUAUUCCCAAGAUUCAAUUAUAUACAACUACACUGAUAAAGCUGGAUUUUGCAUCUAUGCAAAGUGUAAUGAUACCUGUGACAUUGAAAAACAUAUCUGGCCCUGUGGAAGCACAAUGCCACCGUUAACAAGUGUACCUACAAGCAGUACCAGCCGUCCAACAUUGUCAACUGAACAUACCACCAUACUUCCAGGAUGCCCCGUUCUUAAACCACCAAGGGAGUAUAAUGAGAGCUGGCUGCUGUGUGAUUGUAUGAUGGCAAAAUGUAUAGAAAAAAACAUUGUUGCUUUAUCGCCCGUGGUGUGUCCCACCAUCGCACCUAUUCAAUGUGCCAAUGGCCAUAUUCCAGUCAAGGUUUAUGAUGAAAAUAAGUGUUGCUACCAUUACGAGUGUGACUGCCAUUGCAAUGGAUGGGGAGGUUCACAUAUUGUUACCUUCGACGGACAGUAUUAUAACUAUGACGGAAGCUGCACCUACGUGCUUGUGGAAAAUACAAAGCCAUCAGGUCAAACUUUUGGUGUUUACAUUGACAAUUACUACUGCGACACACAAGACAGCCUCUCCUGCCAGCGUGGUAUCAUCGUGAAAUUUGAAAAACUUGACAUACAAAUCAGGAAUGUUGCUGCGGGUGGAAUUGAAAAUCUGGUAAAAAUCAAUGGAAAUCUUGUGUCUCUACCAUAUUCAAAACAUGGAGUGAAGAUCAUCAGUUUGGGCAUUAAUAUAAUUGUUGACAUACCCCAAUUAAAGGCCCAGGUCACUUUCAGUAGUUUUGCUUUUGCAAUCAAACUCCCGAGUGAAACAUUUGGAAACAAGACACAAGGGCAGUGUGGAACAUGUAAUAAUAUUCUGCAUGAUGACUGCAUGCUACCCAACGGAAAGAUCGCAUCCUCUUGCUCUGAAAUGGCUCAUUACUGGCAAGUCCCAAAUUCCGGUAAACCAAACUGUAAUGGACCAUCCAUAUCGCCGACCACACCACGACCUCAAGUGACAAAUGUUCCUCAAACAACUCAAAAACCUUGCCGCUCCAACUCUCUCUGUGGGCUCAUCACCAGCAAGCUGUUUGAAAAAUGUCAUGCCAUGGUUCCACCAGACUCCUACUACCAGGCAUGCAUUCACGAUGAGUGUCUGACUACAAGUGCUUCCGUCAUGUGCUCCAGUUUGCAAAGUUAUGCAGAGACAUGCAUGAGCCACGGUAUCUGCAUUGAAUGGAGAAAUUCCACACGUGGGGAAUGUUUGUUUAAUUGUCCUUCCAACAAGAUGUAUAAAGCAUGUGAGAUCUUUCAAGCAGAACCUACUUGCACAACAAGCAAUUCAGAUUUGACUGGUCUUAGCUUCAUGGAAGGUUGUUUCUGCGCCAGUGGUACUAUUCUCUUCAGCCCUGACACCGACCUGUGUGUGAAUAAAUGUGGAUGCAUCGGGCCUGAUGGAUUACCCAGAGAGCUUGAUGAAAAAUUCAAGUUCAACUGCCAGGACUGCCUUUGUGACAAGACCACACAUCGUGUCACCUGUCAGCCUCAUCGUUGUUCUCAUUUCCCCGAGCCACCCUGUAAUGGAGACGGACUUAUCAACGUUAACAUAACCAUACCAGACGAUGAUUGUUGUACAAAGCCUGUCUGCAGGUGUGAUCACAGCCUCUGUCCUCAGAAGGAAAUCCAAUGUAAACUUGGAUUUGAAGCAUCAUCAAAGAUUCCAGAAGGGAGCUGUUGUCCAGUUUAUUCAUGUGAGCCAAUGGGCGUUUGUGUAGAUGAUGGAAUUGUGUACCACCCUGGUGCAAUCGUUUCUACCUCCAAAUGCCAAACAUGCACUUGUAACAAUGUGACAAAUCCAACAACUCUUCUGAACACCAUGUCAUGUCAGAAUUAUGAAUGCAAGAAAGAUUGUGCACAAGGAUUUGAAUACCGAGAGGUGAAUGGUGAAUGCUGUGGUAAAUGCAUCCAGACACAAUGUGUAAUACAUCCAGGAGAACACCUUGUCCAGCUUCUGCCGCCUGGUGAUAAGUGGCAUUCGCCCAAUAACAACUGUACGAUUUAUGGAUGUAUGAGAAUUAAUGAGAGCUUAAUUUCGACCAUUUCCAAUGCCAUUUGCCCUGAUUUUCAUCCAGAGGACUGUGAACCAGGCACAAUUACUACAAUUAAAGAUGGCUGUUGCAAGACUUGUCACAUGAAAGAGAGCUGUAAGCUUAAGAAAACAAUGGUCCACAUUACUCAUGACAUCUGCAAAUCAGUAGAAAAAGUGGAAAUCGCUACGUGUGAAGGAUUGUGUGAGACUUAUUCCAUAUAUUCUUCCGAAGCAAAUUCAAUGGAGCAUAAAUGUACUUGUUGUAAAGAGAGGAAGACACAACUCAGACAAAUCAAUCUAAAGUGCCUCAAUGGAAGUGCUGUAGAUUAUUCAUACACCUAUGUUGAAUCGUGUGAUUGCUUUGAAAACAUCUGCAAAAAUCAAACCUUGAGUAUUGGGACCAUACUCUCGAGCAAAGCACAUCCCUUCCACAGCCAACUAUUCUGCAGACAAAGGAAACGUAAUUAGUUCGAGAAGGGAGAAAAGCCCCAACAGUGCAAAUGAAGCUGCCAAAGGUAAAGCGGAAGGAAACCUGGAAAAGUAUCUUCAGGAACAGCAGCCGAAGGAGAGAAAACAAAGGCAGCGGCAGCGAAGGAACGUAAAGUAAUUUGGAAAACCCAAGUAGAAUAAGUCAAUAAUGAUGGCGAAUCGAUUUAUUAUUUGCAAUUUGAAUAAAACGUUUGUUUAUUGCUUUCUUUUGUAAUGACCAAUAAUUACCAAUUAUUUUGACCUGGAAAAUUGUAACUAUUUAUUGUCUGGACUGUGGCUUCAUUGUGUGCAAUAGAAAAUAAAUACUUUUCAAUAAUUCUAAGAGAUUAAACUAUCUACAUAUAUCAAUAUGCUACUCAUCUCAUAG